Symbiodinium necroappetens is the source of this 1344-nucleotide messenger RNA. The record is from the annotation of a GenBank genome assembly. NCBI's taxonomy places the organism in Eukaryota, Dinophyceae, Suessiales, Symbiodiniaceae.
AUGCCCAUCACAGUUGACAUGGCGGUAGACACAUGGAUGCUAGCUCUGGGCCUCAGAAACAUCAACGACACGGUCGGUGGAACUUUUCUCCCGGAGCAGGUGAUGAGCAACUUGGGGGAAACCUUCCUGAGCCACGGGAUGCAAGACAGACUUACACUUAUGCUGGCCAUCCAUAGAGUGGCCCUCGCUCUCCUCGCCGCCAUGGGGGAAGCGGCCCAGCAAGCAGCCGCGGCAGAAAGGAUGGGCACUGCUGAGGUGACGGUUAGGGUCGAGCCAGAGGAAGCAGAGAGUGAUGAGACAAUGUGGAUGCAGAUGCCUUCCUCUCCCUCUGGGGCAGAUGAGAACGACUGGGAACCGUUGAUGAGGGGGUUUAUAGCUGCGAUGGAAGGGCGACGCAAACCAGCCCAAGCCCGUAUUGCCGAAUGGAUGCUGGAAUGGUUGGAUCACCGCUGCUCGGAUGAAAGGGCAGGCUACCUGCUAGGCCACAUGCAUGGCAAUACGGCGACCCUGACGGCAACACUCGUCACCUUUGCAGGGGAUCCGACGGGGGCCGACUGGGCACGGGCGGAGGACGUGGAUACCAUGUGGGCGCUACAAUGGGCACAGCGCCUGCAGAGACACCUCAUGCUGCAUCCUGGGUCGAGGCAGGCACGGGGCCUGACGCCUCGCAGCAGGCCAGUGAUGCUUAGCCCUGUGCCGAUUCCAGAUGAACUCUUGUUCUCCGAGGAGGAAGGCCACCCGCAAAGUGUGCACGGGGACCUUCCGGCGGCGCAGCUGGAUCAGAUCCUGACACUUAACUCCUCGGGGGUUGAGAGCUCCCACAGAGCCGACUCGGAACAAGCUGCCCAAGACAGGGAAGUUCAGUAUUUGGCCUCGCUUCGGGAUCUGCCGGCUGAGCCACCAGCGAAGGUAAGGGUUCUGAUGAUGCAGUUGGGUGGCGAAAGCAGCAGUGGCAGCACAGAGGUACCUCGGCGAACUAUCAGGAUUCCUCUACCGGAAGGCCAGGUCACUACACUUUCUAUGAGGCUGUGGGUAGAAGAGGAGGAGGACCAGGAUGAGAUCGCCACACAAGUACUACCUGGUGUCGAGUCGCCUGUUGUACCGGCCUUGGGGGAUGCUCUGCCAGCAGCGGGGGUUGUUGGGGUCUUUUCAGGCCUGGCCCCCUCCAUGCCGGCGGACACGGAGGUGGAGUUGGCAACACCGACGGUCAGUGAGGGCACACAGGGUACCCAGCAACAGAUGCACGAUGUUCACUAUGCUCUGUAUGGACCAACGGCACCGGGGAGAGAAGGGUCGUCCGCGGAUGUGGGGAGUGAGAUGCCUGCAGGGUCUGAGGACGGGUGA